Molecule: messenger RNA, 2050 nt
Organism: Symbiodinium necroappetens
Lineage: Eukaryota; Dinophyceae; Suessiales; Symbiodiniaceae
Source: the annotation of a GenBank genome assembly
GACAAAGUAUGCGUUCAUUAACCGCGAAAUUCAGGAGCACUCAGGUAUUGCGGCGGCCCUCAGCCAAUUUGCGGCAGUGUAUCCACCAGGCAGUCAAGUGGUUGCCCUUGCCGCCAUUGAGCCGGUAGCAAUCCAUCACGCGCUGCUAGAAUUAGCAGAAGAGGAACGGCAGCAGAGAGAAGCGUGGCGCUUCCUCACUUCGCAUAGCCUGCAGGGUCAACUGUAUUAUUUUAGAGUGAUCAAAGUGGAGAUGCUGGCGUUGCCGCUGCCAGUGGAGUUGAUUGCUUCCCAACACAAGAAACAGCUUUUUGGUGUUGUAGACGAGUCUUGGAGCAGGCAUGCCUUUGCAAGCUUGAAGUUAUCAGCAGCAGAAGUGAAUUGGUGGAGGCAGGUGCACGGUUCCUUGCAGGACCCUUGCAUCCUGCUUCGUUUGCCUGCAGCGAUUCUGACUCUGAUAACCAACGGCGACUGGACUCGCCUUGCUGUGCCGGACCUUAGCCAGGAUUUCACGUUUCGUGCAGGUUGGGAUGUCUUUGCAGGAGAGCCGAAUAUCAGAGCACAGUUUUCGUUGCUUCAGCCCAGUUCUCUUAGACCGAUUCUUGCAGAGCGUGAGUCUGAUGAGCAGCGUGUUGUAGAUGAUGGUGCCGGGGAUGCAAACCGUUUCAUGCUGAGCAGUGCAGCGGGGCAGGUUAAUUUGCAGGACUUGCUGCGAACCGUGGCAGGGUCUCUGACGGGUUGCCAGCCAUGUGAUCAGUUGCAGCGAGAGCGCUUGCUGCGUGACUUGCUUGCAGCCGCUGAGGCAGUGGAGCUUGCGCGGGAUAACCGCAUGAUCUUUGAACGCCUUCACUUAUCAAGAUUGUUUUGCCAGCGGUACAACAUAGCAUCUCUGUUGCGUUUCUUUUUCAUUUCAGGCUUGCUGCGAAAUGAUACCGACAUGCGAGAAGUCAUCGAGUUGUGCGUUACAGUAGCUCUUCCCAAGGAUGUUGCAGACAGUGCAUUGGCUUUUCUGCGCGGAUUGACUGGUUCAGACUUUCGGGUUCCAAGUGCAGCAACUAUUUCGAGAACACGUUUCCGGGUGGACACAGCUUGGAUGAUACUGUUUCGUGAGCAGCUGCAGAAGAUGCUAAACAAUGGUGGUGUGCGACUGUAUGUUCAAACGGAUGCUACCGCGCAAGCAGGACGGCAGUACCAGAUCACUUUGAUCAACAUCGUGCGGGCCGGCGAGCUCGACCAACUGCACAAGAUUGACAGUAUGUUUUGCGGAGUGUGCACGGAAUGCUGUGUCAAUGUGCUGCAGCCGUGUGAAGAUCAGAGUGAUGAAGUGCUGGAGCUGGCGGCCACAUCCAGCUCGUACAGCUACAGCACGAGCACAUCGGGCAGUGGCAGCGAGUCUGACUCGUGCAAGAAGAAGGAGAAGAAGGAGAAGAAAGAAGAGAAGAAGAUGUGCGAGUCCAGUGAGUCAGAGGAGCGUGUGGAGCCGGAAAAUUUCAAGGCCAUGAAGGCCAGCCCGCACUACAUGGAGAUCGAUGCUGAGGAAGAGGAGGAGCCGGAGCCACCGAAGGUUGUCCUCUCGGAAGCACCAAGAGUGGCCGGCGAUCGCAACAAGGCCCCGCCUGAAGGUGCUCCUGAGAAAGUGCCGUGUGUGUAUUGCGGAAAGUACAUCUCCGAUACGCCGAACGCAAGGUGGCAACACGAGGUCUACGGCACCUGCAAGAAGCGGCGAGUUGCCCAUGCUCGUGACUGGGAGAAGGGAGAGGAGGCAGGCACCAGCAGCGCCGGACACAAGGAUGAUCCAUGGGCUUCCCGUCAUGGCGGCGGGGAGAAGCCGAAAGGAUGGCAGGCACAUCGCGGCUCUUCGCAGCGCAGUCGCAGCCCUCUCCUUCGUCGUGCUCGCCCCACUCCGCCGCCAGGGCCACCGCCAGCUACUUUGACUCCGACUGCAAAGGCCCAGGCCAGUCGAGGCAGUGGCAGUCGUGGCAGCCAGGAUGUGAACGACGUGCUUGCCAACUUCAUGAUGUCUAUGGGCCAGGUGCUGAAGCUGGGAUCGGAC